UUGGCAGUCAAGCCACAAGAUUUGCAAUACUAGUCCGAUUAUCACCGACAACAAACGAAUUUUAAUAUGGAUUUUAGUCGAGCGACCUUUUUUGCAAGCGUUUUGCUAGCUGCAUUAGUGCUGGUCUCAAAUAUUGAGGCAAGGCAAGCCAAUUUCAGUACUUACAGAUCAGCAGUGAAUAGUACUGCAUCGCCUAAUACCACUUUCAGCCUGUUAUUUAAUGCUACCGCAAUCAACUCCCGCACGUCUUCAGCUCAACUUGGAAACGCUUCAGAAACCACCCUAUCAGCUCUAAAUAUAACAAGUGGAAAAGAUACAACAAUUAACAACAACACGGGCCCCGUCACUUUUCCCCCCUUUGUAGCAGAGUGAGGAAUCAAAUGAUUUAUUUUUUUAUAGAUUUUAAAGGAAUUUUUACAGCCACCUGAGGCAAGAACUAAUUAACUGAAAUGUAUUAAUAAAGGCACAUUUUUAACCAA
This is a messenger RNA of Dendroctonus ponderosae (mountain pine beetle), 479 nucleotides long. RefSeq lists its product as uncharacterized. The coding region runs from base 67 to 372 and encodes 101 amino acids. The transcript has 3 exons. The record is from RefSeq and is a predicted model, not a curated record. NCBI's taxonomy places the organism in Eukaryota, Metazoa, Arthropoda, Insecta, Coleoptera, Curculionidae.